CAGUGUGAACUCUAGCUCGUCAAUGUCAAGGUCAGAAUAGAACAGACCGAAUAAUUCUCUGAUCUUCUUUGUACGUCAAGCCUAGUCAGUCUUCAGAUCCCUCUCUUAACGUUCUGUGUCAACCCUGGAGCACACUCGUUGUGCGUGCUAAAUUACGACCAGGUAACAUGUUUGUGAUUGAGAUGAAUGUAGUAGAUGGCUGUCAUGUAAAGCUUUAUAUUAGUACUAACUUUGCUAAUGAGUAAACCUCUAAAUGUUGUUUAAUAGAUUUGUUUUUGUUUUUUUUAAAUUUUGUUAACACAGUUUCGAGGAUUUUUAUUUGACUUUUAGAUAAUAAAAUACAUUUUGUCAAUAGGCGUAUGUCUAAGAAAAGGACUUAAUAAUUUAUUGAGAAUUUCCCUGGGACCGUAUCUUGUUGAAAAUAUUGCCUUAUCCUUUCUUUGUCGAUAUGGAGUUUCCCAAGUCCUUACUUAUUUAAUUUUUGUGUAUAUUGUAGAUUUUGUGUUUUUAGCCAGUGCUCUUAUCUUUAUGUGUUGAAGAGCUCCCCGGCCAUGUUUUUGUUCGUAAAAAGUUAUAAACUUUACAACACUAAUUGUUUGUGAGAUACCGGCUUAAGCCAAAAACUUGAAUUUCCGAUUCUAAAAUUACGUUAAAAAGUGGAUAAAAGAAACGACGUGCGUCAUUUAGAACAAAUAGCACCGGAAAAAUCGGUUGCUAUUUUUAGAGACACGUCAUAUACAUUAAAUAGCUUCAAGGCUGCCCUGGCAUCAGCUAGGAGCUGUUACUGUGUUACAGUGUUAGACUAGCAACAUCAUUACCCCAACCGUUGCACAGAUGCCAGAAUAUGGAUGCAGCAACGAACACUACCAGAACCAGAAGUAAUUCAUUCGUUUCCCAUAAUUUAAUAAAUUGUUAAAAGGUUUCGUAAAUAUUUAUUAUAGUAAAACGACAUCUAAAGCGCCUCGAAUUCGAUUGUAACGGCAUAGUAUACAUAUUUAUAUAUUUCUUUUUACUAGUAUGUAUUGGAUCUCUUUUUUGUCACCCACAGUUUCCAAAUUUCAAGAAUUUUUGACCAACACAGUACCGAAUUUUAUACUUCAUACAGUUAAUAAGAGGACAAAAGGAGAUCCAGGUACACUCUGAGAUAUAAGUAAAUCAUCUACAGAUUAGCUUGCAAAGUAAAGUAGUGAUUUUAAGAAAUCUUUUCUAGAUAGGUCGAAACACUUUAAAAUUCUUUACAUAGUUUAGGGAUUUAGGCUAUCCUAUGUGUUUCAAGUAGCCUUAACGCGCGUGUUCAGUAGUUUAACCAAAUAAAUGAGUUUAAAUUAUAAGUUUUAACGCUUGCGCGUGUUCAGAAACACUGUCACCCUGAAAUGUGUUUAUUCAAUCUCAAACAAAUUCACUUCCACUCAAAGCUAAUUAUGGACAUUGUACAUAUAGCAUUUUGAUAAAAAGAUAUUUAUCCAAUUAUCGAACUGUUUACAAUAAUAUCAUAGCAAUAAUUAUUUUUUAUUGGCCAUUAAUAUAAACGCGUGUUUUUAGUUGGAUAUCAUUCUGACUAAAUGCCAAAACAUUAAACAUCAAGUCAUUGAACACAUGAUUGUGUCCUUCCCUCUCUCUCUCUCUCUACGUUAAUGAACCUUGUUUUAGUUUGACAGUUUUGAAGAUGUUUGCCAUGGGGAGAUCUCCUCGCCUUUCUGGAAUCAGCAUAUUGGUGUUGCUCUUCGCCCUGCCAUCGUUGGCCUCAAGUAAGUCUUACUUAAACUGAAGUGGUGUGGAUACGUCGAGCAAUAGAGAGAACGCAAACAAUGCGUUAGUCCAUCGUGUUAUCUGAGAGGUUUUAUUUAGUUAUGACUUUAAGACAUGAUUUAUGGAUUUUAAAAAAAAACACACACAAAAAAAAACAUGAUUUAUGUUCUCGUUUAUAGCUGAUGGCUCCCCAAAAACUGACUGCCCGAGAGGAUGGUUCGGACCAAACUGCCAAUACUUAUGCCACUGUGACCCCUCUGAUACAUGUGGUAGAGAUGGUGCGUGUCCGAAGUGUGAGAAGGGGUGGUUUGGACCAGCUUGCCAAUACGGUAAUAGAGUCUAAAGUCCCUAGGGAAACCUAUACAGCUUUUGAAAGGGGAUUUUGCAAAUAUAUAUAUAUAUAUAAAUAUAUUAUUCAUUUACCUGUACCCCCACCAUUAUUUCCCUUUAAUGUCAUCACAGAUACAUUGCUCAGCAUAAAAAUGUGUCGUUGAACAUUACCUGAGCUUUUAACCAAGUAUAAAAAUUUUUCCAUUGUCUAUUAAGCUAGCAAUAAGAUCAAUGUUGCUUAAUGCCAAAGAUAUAGACGGAUGGAUACUUACUAUUAACAAAACGAAGGCUGUCUUGAUAACCCUGUCACUAUGUUAAGGGUUUUAUAAAUUUGUGAUUUUGUCUAUAUUGAAUAGCUCUCUUUCCUUUAAUUUUUGUUGUUCCAAAUCCAAUAUUGGAGCUCUUUUAUUAUUUUUAAAGACAUAUAUUAUUAAUUAACUAUCUACAAUGUUUAUGUCAGUGUCAGACAAUGAAUAUAUUUUAUUUUAUUUUGACAUUACAAUUGAUUUCUUUCUUUUUAUAACUUGUAAAAUAAAAAAUAGGACAUAAAGUAACUUAAAUUGCAUUAUCAUUUCUUUUCAAAUUUGUUUACCAAAAAUGUAUAUUUAAAACAGUUAUGCUGUCACACAACUGUACCUCUUGUACCACAUACCACUCUCAAACCCCACUCCAAAAUCUCACUCACACACCUCACUCCCACAGCUUUCUUCACCUAAACUUCGAAAACCCACUCCCACACUACACUCCCACACAAAGCUCCCUCACCCAACUACCACACCACACUCCCACACCACACUCACACACCGCACUCCCAAACACCACUCGCACACCGCACUCUCACACCGCACUCCCAAAUCCAACUCCUACAACCCACUCCCAAACAUCAUUCCCACACCUCACUCCCAAACCCAACUCCUACAACCCACUCCCAAACACCACUCACACACCCCACUCACACACCCCACUCCCACACCACACUCCAAAAAACCAGUCCCACACAUACCUCACUCCCAAACACCACUCCAACGCCUAACUCCAAGCUUCCAUCUCACUCCCACACCCCUCUGCCCACUCCCAGACAUCACUCCCAACUCCCAGACCUCACUCCACACUCCCAGAACUCACUCCCACGCCCCACUCCCACACCAUACUCCCACUCCCCAAUCCCAAGCCCAACUCAAACUUCCCGACUCCCACAGAAAUGGUGAUAACAGAGCCUUGGUGUGGGCCCUCUUUAUGUAUAAGGGCUCCAAAGUUGGGAUAUAAAAAAGAAAAUUAGCAGCAUUACAAUGUAAAGGAUCAACACCAAAAGCCGGGCUGUGCACCCUGAAGUCGCCCGUCGACUCUUGGUGAGAAAGUCAUAGAUUUGUGAAAUUUUCCACAUUUUGAUAUUUUUAGUGCAGUAUGUUUUCCGUAUGUUUUACUAAUGAUGUUUCCGAAUCCUGGACAGUAAUUUAUAAAGAUUUAAUUCUGUUUGAACUCAACUGUAUGCUAGCUUUAUAUUAAGCUGUUAAAUUUUUUUAAAUCCACUGCUGUCCAAUGUUUUACAUUCGUUCAAAUGCACAUUCCGCUUAACACGUUUGCUAUCUUUUCCUACAUUUGCAGUCUUACACAACCUUUGACAUCUUUCAAAACCUUUGCCCUUUUCCGUAACUUUGCCAUCUUUCCCAACCUUUGCCAUCUUUUACAACCUUUGCAAUCUUUCACAACCUUUGUCAUCGUUCACAAACUUUUUAAUCUUUCCCAACAAUUGGCAUCUUUUACAACCUUUGCAAACUUUUCCAACCCUUGCCAUCUUUCACAACCUUUACAAUCUUUCAAAACCUUUACCUUCUUUCAAUCUUUUGCCAUCUUUCACAACCUAUGCAAUCUUUCCCAACAUUUGCAAUAUGUCCCAACACUUGUCAUCUUUUAUAACCUUUGUCAUAUUUCACAACCUUUGUCAUCUUUUACAGCAUUUGUCAUCUUUUACAAACUGUGGCAUCUUUCCCAACCUUUGACAUCUCUCCCAAAACUUUGCCAUCUUUUACAACCUUUACUCUAUUACACAACCUUCACCAUCUUUCACAAACUUUGCCAUCUUUCACAACCUUUGUCAUCUUUCCCAACAUUGGCAAUCUUUCACAACCUUUGUGCUCUUUUAUAGCCUUUGUCAUCCUUUACAUCCUUUGUAAACUUUUACAACCUUUGUCAUCUUUCACAACCUUGACCAUUUUUCCCAGCCUUAGUCAUCUUUUCCAACAUUUAUCAUGUUUUACAACCUUUGCCAUCUUUCACAACUUUUGCCAUCUUUCACAACCUUUGUGAUCUUUUACAGCGUUUGUCAUUUUUUACAACCUUUUUCAUCUUUCCCGAACUUUGCCAUCUUUCCCAAACUUUGCCAUCUUUUACAAAUUUUGCUAACUUUUCCUACCUUCACCUUCUUUCACAACCUUCACCAUCUUUCACAACCUUUGCUACCUUUCCCAAUCUUGUAAUCUUUCACAACCUUCAACAUCUUUCACAACCUUCACUAUCUUUCACAAACUUUGUCAUCUUUCACAAAUUUUGCCAUCUAUCCUAACAUUUUCCAUCUAUCCCAAAAUUUGCCAUCUUUCCAAACCUUUGUCAUCUUUUACAGCAUUUGUCAUCUUUUACAACCUUUGUCAUCUUUUACAAUGUUUUCCAUCUUUCCCAACCUUCACCAUCUUUACCAACCUUUGCCAUCUUUCCAAACCUUUGUCAUCUUUCACAACUUUUGUCAUUAUUCACAACCUUCACCAUCUUUUACAACGUUUACCACCUUUUACAAUCUUUGCUGUCUUUCAUAACCUUUGCAAUCUUUCCCAACCUUCACCAUCUGUCACAACAUUUGUCAUCUUUCACAACUUUUGUCAUAUUUCAUAAACGUUGCCGUCUUUCACAACCUUUGCCACCUUUUACAAUCUUUGCUGUCUUUCCCAACCUUUGCCAUCUUUCACAACCUUUGUCAUCUUCACCAUCUUUCAAUAAUUUUGCAAUCUUUUACAACCUUUGCAUCUUUCCCAACAUUUGUCAUCUUUCAAAACCUUUGCCAUCUUUUACACCCUUUUGCCAUCUUUUACAACCAUGACGUCUUUUACAAACUUUAUCCUCUUUCGCAACCUUUGUCAUCUUUCACAACCUUUGCAACCUUACACAAGCUUUGGCACCUUUUCACAACCGUUGCCCUCAUUUCCGACAUUCACCAUCUUUCCCAACCUUUGCCAAGAGUUUGGUUUAACUUGAAUUGAUGCUUUUAAAAAGUAUAAUUAUACAACAAACAAUGAAACUUUGGGGGGGGGGUCGGCUAUUGAAACACACGUACUGAUUAUCCUUACCAUUGAAAUUUGUACGACACAUAGUAAGUUGAAAUAGUUUAUAAAACUUUUUUUUUCCAGUUGAUCUAUUAAAAACUGGGCAUUUGUCGUCUGCAACGACCGCAACUAACAACUCGACCUUCGAGGAUGGCGCGUGUGGGUCACACAUGCUGUGGCUACACGUCUCGUGGGAUAAUCCAGUCUUCUUCACGUGGUUAAGACUUUCGUUCGGAGACGAGAUUCAAGGUAAGCGAGACACAGUGUAGUCUACAACUUUUAUAUGAGCUUUUGUGUUAGUCUCCGACUUAAAAGUCCCACUUUGUUAUCAGAUUUAUUAUACAUAUAUAUAAUAAAAUACAUUGAUGAGAAUAUGUGUGAUUUAGCGAAAAGUAUGCAGCCUACUAACUUUUUUUUUUUACAUAUCAUAAACUCCUCUCGGAAUAUUCAUCCAAAAACCUCAUAGCCAGCUUUAUUUUGCCUCAAUGCCUUGAAAGUAAACACAAAAUUAUUUUACAUAUUUAAAAUCUAAAGCCUUGUUAGUGAAUAUUUCAUUUAUUAAAGUUAAAUGUUAUGAAAAAAAAUAAAUAAGAUACCUUAUUUUAUCUAGAUAAUAAUUUUAAAAAAACAUUAGAUGAUCAUAAAAUUUAACCCUUUUUAGAGGUACUGUGAAUAUGACGAAAAAUUUAACAUAUUGGAGGCAGAAAUGUUUGAAUAACUUCAUGACAGGAUUGGGUGACAUCAAAAUAACACUGAAAGAAACAAACAACAACGAUGGCACGGGGAAAACAAUGCUGGACUGUACCAACCAGAGGACAGCUCAAGUGGACAGCAAGACGGUGGACAUCUAUUGUGAUGUGGAUCUGGCUGUAAAGCAAGUCAACAUAUCAGGAGCCAAUCUGGCGUCAUCAUCUUUAUGUGCCGUCUAUAUCAGUGGUGGUGAGUAUCAUCUUUAUGUGCCGACUAUAUCAGUAGUGUGGAGUAUCUUCUUUUAACCCACGAACUGUGGCAUGCAUUAUUCUGUGGUGUGGAGCUUUUCGGAGCAAUUUUCAGAACUCCAGCUGUCCCUUUUAAUUGUUUCAUGACUUUGAGUUCUUAAUCCAAGCCUUCACCGCUACAAAUACAAUGAUGCUCAAAUUGAUAUCACUUAAGUCUGUAUUCUGAGACUCUGAUAAAAAAAAAAAUGCUCUUUACAGAAUCAAGAUUAAAUGAAUCCCAAUCGCUGAUGCAGUGAUAUGUUUUGCUUCUAAAUUGGACAUCUGUUUUAAGAAAAAAAUUGUAUGCUUCACCUGAUUGUAUAACAGAUUAUCUAGUUACGACACAUCGGCUGUCAAGCGUUAAAAGAUACUAACCAUUGCAUGUAAUAAACAAAAUAACAAUUGAUAAUGCACCAGAAUAUACCUUAACAUUAAACCCCUGUCAUUGGCGUGCCAUUGCUUUUCUGAAACAAUAGUAAUAACUGAGCUCACUUUCUCUUAGGCCGCAACGUUGCACUGAAACAAAACACGUCACAGUCAAGUAUGUUAGGGAAUUACGCGUCUGACCUUGCGGUUGAUGGAAAUAGGAACAGUAACCUCGACAUGCAUUCGUGUACCCACACCGAUGAUAACGAUCGGAAUCCCAGCUGGAGCUUGAAUUUCACAGCCACGCAAUCGUUACAUCGCUACAUUCUGUAUAACAGAGACGGGUUACAGGGUGAGUUGCUAGUGUUUCAAUGUGGUCAAGAAAAGAUGGAACGUAUGGACAUUGUCAAACUUUUUAUGAAUUAACGUAUGAAUUAGAUACGUUAAUCUAGAUUGAAUUUAUACUAUAAUAUUGCAUUGUUUAACUACAGAGCGACUGAAAGGUUUUACUAUUGAGGCCUUUGACCCAGACGGCCAACGAGUGUUCCAAUACACUGAUACUCUACCAAGCCCGCAACUAAGUUACAACGUGAUUUCCUCGUCUAUCAAGUCAGUGGUCAGCCAGGUGAAAAUAUCAUCGGCUCAGAAAGAUGGUAACGGACACAUCACUCUUUGUGAAGUGGAAAUAUAUGGGGGUAGGCUUGUAUUUUAUGGAUACAUAACGUUUUGUGAAAUGCAAAUAUUUAAAGGUAGGCUUGUAUUUUGUGGAUACAUCACCCUUUGUGAAAUGGAAAUGUCUGAAGGUAGGCUUGUAUUUUGUGGAUAUAUCACUCUUUUUGAAAUGGAAAAAUCUAAAGGUAGGCUUGUAUUUUGUGGAUACAACACUCUUUGUGAAAUGGAAAAAUCUGAAGAUAUGCUUGUAUUUUGUGGAUACAUCACUCUUUGUGAAAUGGAAAGUUCUUGAGGUAGGCUUGUAUUUUGUGGACACAUCAUCUUUUUUUGAAAUGGAAAAAUCUGAAGGUAGGCUUGUAUUUUGUGGACACAUCACUCUUUUUGAAAUGGAAAAAUCUGAAGGUAUGCUUGUAUUUUCUGGACACAUCACUCAUUUUGAAAUGGAAAAAUCUGAAGGUAGGCUUGUAUUUUCAAAAUGUGUGCAUAGGCUGCUUUAUUUAAAUCAUUACAUUUUUCUUAACAGAUGUUAUUCUUGUUGCUUUUUAGAUUUUUUUUUAUUAUUGUUAUUAAUAUUAUUGUUAUUUUUAAUUACAUCAACACUAAUAUGACAAGAUGUGUAAAGCAUAAAUUGUUACUUUAUGACAAAAAGUGUAAAGCAUAAAUUGUUAGCAUAUGACAAGAAGAGUAAAGCAUAAAUUGUUAGCAUAUGACAAGAAGAGUAAAGCAUAAAUUGUUACCGUAUGACAAGAAGUGUAAAGCAUAAGAAAUUGCGGGCGAUGAUGUAAUACAAGAAGUUAAUGUUUUUAGAGGCUACACAGUGUCGUCAGACAGACUUAUAAACAGCUCGUCAGCUAUAUUUAAGGAGUUUUAAAUGUGGCCUCUAAAUUUAGCUGGUGGUUAGUUCCUUAACAUUUUGGCGAGGCUGAUCACGAAAUACAUUAGAAUCAUUGGCAGAGAUUAAGGCCGCAGUGAUGUUAUUGUGACUCAGACUCGGAGACCAAGGCCACAUUAAUGUUAUCGUCUUUCGGACUGACAUUGUCCAGGAGAUUAUCGUUUUAUUUUAAGACGAUUACAAUAAAUAGAAUUAGUAUAGGAAAUGACAAUAAAAUAAGUAUAUCUAUGUUUAAACAUUCUUCAAUGAAUUGCUUUCAAUUUAUUGUAUGCAUGGUUGCAUUGUACUGUAUUCUACAGCCUUGCCAAUAAACUUUCAGCACUGGGUGGUCUAACGAACCUUCGGCCUAAGCAUACAAUUAUAAAAUAAUGUUGUAGAUAUCACCAUUCUUAUACAUUACGCGUUUUUUUUUUAGUGUUUCAGUGUAUCAAAAAUAAAUAUAAGUGUAAUUAAUGUAUAAUGUUUGAUUUUUUACUCUUCUGCUACGUGCUCACUCCACUUAGUGUAAAAUCUGACUACGCCGUUGCCUCUGGCAGCUAGAGUUGUGUUGUUGUGUUUUAAUCGGUAUUGACAGGUUGUAGCUGAUGUAAUAAAGCGGUACGGGUUGGUAUGGUUAGAAGAACUUGUCAACCAUCUGCUUGUUUGGCUGGAAAUCCAAGUUAAGGGAGAAGCCAUUUUUAACUCUCUCGCCUACUAAUGGAAGAAGGCCUCUUGUCGACCCUAUUUGCUAAUUUCUUGCGUCCUUUUGCAUGUUUUACGGUAUUUUGUUACUCUUAUUUCCUUUUAUCGAAUUACAGUCUCCCUCUCUCUUAUUAAAUAAUUAUAAUAUUCUUUAAAACAUACAGAUUCGGUCUGUCCGCACGGCUCCUAUGGACCACAGUGUGAGAAUCAGUGCAACUGUGCUGUGAAGAGUGAACAAUGUUUUGUCAGUAGUGGAGCCUGUCCUUCGGGGUGUCCGUCAGGCUAUCACCAAGUUGGCUGUCAAAAAGGUCAGUUUGCUGUUGACUAGAAAUUGAACUAAUCAAUAUUUCUUUUUCUUUUUUAAUACAGCAAAUCUUUUUAAUAUUAAAAGGUUUUUCAUUUUAUAUAUAUAUUUUUACAAAAUCUCCACGUGUUACGAGAAUGACCAUUAAGACUGUAAAUAAAGCAAAUAAAUAUCUUAUUUCAUUUCAUGUGUGCUGAAUGUUAUCGAAAUUAAAUACUUUGAACAUGAAUACUUUUGAAAAUGUAACUAAUCGCAUACGUUAAUAUGAGCACGUCUAUUCACUGUGUCUGUUCCAGCCUGUGAAAGUGGUAGGUGGGGCAUGAACUGCCUCCAAUCGUGUGACUACCGAUGUAAUGGAAAUCAAUGUAACCCUGCAAACGGUCGAUGUGUCAAUGGAUGCAAGGCUGGCUUUCAAGAACCAAGCUGCACAAAGGGUAACAUUAAUUCAAUUAGUAAUUAGAGCUAAACACCAAAGUCUGAAUUUCUAAGGUUUUUUGAGCGGCCUCGGUCGUUGAUGUUCAGAUUUGCGCGUAGAUUAAAUGUCAUGUGUAAAUCCUUUCUCUUCAACAACAGCUUGUAAAGAUGGGACUUAUGGGACGAACUGUGCCAGUGUGUGUCCGUCAAACUGCAAAGACAUGUCGUGUGACAUUGUCACCGGCAAAUGUCAUCAAUGUCAAGAAGGUUACACGGGUGAUGUUUGUGACAAAGGUAAAUAUAGGUGUGUGCUAUACUUUCAAAAUCGAAGGAUUAGGACAUCCUGGAUACAAGCCCAAAAUAAACUUUAACCAUACUCUUAACAUUACAAGUAAACAUAGCCGUCUGUUUGAGCAUGAGGCUAACACAAGACCAAACAAACCCUAAUAAUACUCUUGAUAUUAUAACAAGUAAACAAAGCUGUAGUAAUGAAUGAGGCUAACACAAGACCAAACAAACCCUAAUAAUACUCUUGAUAUUAUAACAAGUAAACAAAGCUGUAGUAAUGAAUGAGGCUAACACAAGACCAAACAAACCCUAAUAAUACUCUUGAUAUUAUAACAAGUAAACAAAGCUGUAGUAAUGAAUGAGGCUAACACAAGACCAAACUAACCCUAAUAAUACUCUUGAUAUUAUAACAAGUAAACAAAGCUGUAGUAAUGAAUGAGGCUAACACAAGACCAAACUAACCCUAACAAUACGCUUUACAUUACAAGAAGAAAACAAAGCUGUAUUAAGCUGUAUGAGGCUAACACAUAAAUAACACGAAGGUAGAAUAAGAUGUUGGUAAGAGCAUGGAACUUAAGACUUCAACCCAUGCGCAUUAAACUAAAUAUGGGAUAAUAUCUUUUUUCAACUUAUUCGUGAAAAAAUUGAUGUACCACAUAAGCUUUUAAUUUUCAUUGACAACAAUUAUGUAAGCAACAAUAAUCGUUUUUUUCUUCUUUUGAUUGCGCCAUUAAUUAUCAUGCCAUCUUUGAAAACUUUCUAUUUCCAUUAAUGAUCAUGUCAUCACUUUCAACUUUUCCAAUGUGCAGUCUGUGAGUCUGGGAGGUACGGUGAAGACUGCAAUCACAGCUGCAGCAAUCUUUGUUUGAAUCAGCUCUGCCAUCAUGAGAACGGCUCCUGUGUUAGCUGUCCACUAGGGAAGAGAGGUGACCAGUGUGAUGAAGGUGAGACUUGGAUUGUAUAUGUCUUAUGUAUUUGCUUGUUUUAUUUUUAAGGAUGGUUUGAUUGGAAGUAGUGGCGAUGUAAUACUUAUGCUCUUUUGCUUUUACAGGCUGUCCUCCCGGUUGGCACGGGUACAACUGCAACAACCCGUGCAGUGCAACCUGUGAUGGUAAUAAGUCAUGUGAUCCAGCUCAUGGCAACUGCCUGGGUGGUUGUCAAAAGGGAUACCAAGGCGAAACAUGUUCUGAAAGUUGGUCAUUUUGAUUGAUCUUUUUUUUUUUAUUGAUUCCGGAAAUAUCCGUUUGUUAAAACGAUUGUUGGUAUGAUAGACAUUGUCAGAUCAUGUUAAGUCAAAUAAUGUUGCGAUUCUUUUCGAUAAGUAACGCAUACUUAGAUUACUAAAUCUUCCAAGCAUCACAUCAUCCAAGGGACGAAAAAUAUUUAAAUACCACUAUUAUAAUAAAUCCUAGUAUGGCUAUUGCGAAGAGCUAUUUUCAGCCACGGCCACUUUCUCCACCUUGUUUAGGGCUUGAUAAUGACGUCAACGAGUAAACGAGCUGUGGCACUCUUUUCUUGUCCGCUCCUCCCUUGGUUGGGAAAAGGUUUUAUGCGUUCGAAUGCAUUAUUUUUCAUCUAAAGAAUGCCAUUAUUUCAAGCCAAUUACAGAAUUCUUUAAUAGAAUUUUCUGUAUGAAACCUUAAAUGUAUAUAGACCAUUUGAGUUCUUAGCAUGGAAAGAGCGAGACAGAGAAAGGGCGUGUGAGAUAUUUUUGCUUCACGAGAUCUGUGUCUAAAAAAUUAUAUUUGUAUUUCUGAAGAUUAUUUUUUUUGUGUGCUGUUUUGUAGUUUGAUAUAGUUUAUUAUUUCUAUAUUCAAUUUGAAUUUGUAUAACAAUUUUGCUAUUAUAAUUAAAUUGAAUAGUGUUUGUACAACUAGCUUUGGUAUAGUUAUCUUUACCAAAUGUUUCUCUCAGUCCUAUGUUACGUAUUGUUUAUUCUACGAGCCAAAUCUGAAAUCAAAUUAAAUCUUCAAAACCAUAACGGCACGUAACACUACAAAUUGUGUAAUAUUUCAUCAAAUAGUUUUUAUCACAAUAUAUCAGUGUAUCAGGCUAAGACACUAUGUCUUCUCCCAGAAUGCCCAGCCACAACGUAUGGUGUCAAAUGUCUGUCCAACUGCAGCCAGGGCUGUCAGCUCAAAGACGGGCUGGACCCUACGGUGUGUCAUCAUGUCACAGGAAGUUGUCAUUUUGGAUGUAGGUCAGGGUAUGAAGGACCAACAUGUGGGCCAGGUAAUUUUUUUAUUUAUAAUCCCAAAACACAUUCACUUUUUUUUAGCUUAUCUUAUUUUACCUUUUCGUGGACAGGAGCAUUUUUGUAGUUCAACACUUUAUCGACAGUUUGAUUUCUACACAACACACAACAAGCUGUUCAUUGGGAUUCAAUAGAUUCACUUGAUCAAUUCGAAGUCGAAUUAACACUUUACCUCCCAAUAUCUUUAUUUCUUUUUUUUUAACUCUAUGGUAUUUUUUUCUUAGACUUAAGCUACCAGACAUAUGAACAAAAUUGUAGAAAUGAUGUUUAAUGUAAAAAAUGAAUUUUAAGUAUUUUUUUUCUUUAUGUUUUCUGUCAGAAAUUGGACAUUUCUCUCUAGACUUAUAAUAAUAUGAACCGUUCGCUUUAUUUAAAGAUUUCAGCUUCGAUUUUUGUACAAUCACAAUAUUGAGUAUAUCAAUGCACGUACAACUCUAAACGAGAUGAAGACACAGUAUAUCAAAGAAAGUAUAUGUCCCAAAACAUCAAUGUAAUCAUUAUUAAGUUAUUAUAGACACUAUGUGAACACAACGCAUCCAUGGGCUGAGCCAUUUCGUCUUUUAUCAAAGGAUGAUGUGGAAUCAGCCGAAGCAGGUCAAAUCGAAUCUCCAUUAGAAAACCAUCCUUUUAUUUUUUUCUUUCAUAAUGUUUAACGCAUUUUUUGAAAUAUAAUGAUUCUAAUUAAUUUUCGUUAACAUUCAAUAUGUUAAUGUGUUUAAUGUUAUUUUUUAUAUUUUUCCCAGCAGCAGACAAUUACACGAUAUGGGCAAUCGUUGGUACAGUAGUAGUUUUAGCUCUAAUACUUUUACUCGCUUUCUACUUGUGGAAAAGCACAAUUGUUAGAAGUUGGAUUCUAAGCAAGAUGUGUGGCUGGAGUCGUGCCAGAGACAUAGAAAAUCACGAUGAGACAGACAUUCCUUUGUUAGAUGAAGGUAGUUUUUAUUAUAUCAUUUUUAUCACGAUUUCAAGACGCCGGGUUACAACACAUUGAAAUGUAUCAAAUUAUCUCAAAGUUAUAUUUAGUGUGCAGCUGAUAGUAAAACUUCAUUAUGUUAACUUGUAUAAUUAUGGAUUAUUCCUAUUUAUUUCUGUGGGUAAAGAGCUUGUUUGCAGUGCGGAUUUUACAGCACCGGGUCUGCUUCUCUUUAACAACUUCCUUGUAGGACCAUUUAUAUGUUUCUGUUUUAGAAUACAUUCUCAUUCAGUUUAAAUUCCAUGCAUUUGUUGCUUGACUUUGCUUUCAUUUCAGAAAAAGAUCAUUUUGAAAUGGACAACUUUGUCAACGACUCCAACAAGGUGAUCGACAACAAUUUGGGUUUGCACCGUUUUGGUGAAGCGCUGCGGAGACAAUGACAGCAAUUGUGGUGAUGCGUUUUAAUGGAUGGUUGCCAUUUCGCGUGCUUCACUUAUUUGUAUAUGGUUGGUGCUUCACUAAACACGUCAUAUGUGGCGAGCAAAAAAUUAGGUAACCAUUCGGUAUUGAUGCCCUUAGUUGUGACGAAUGAAAAUUGCAUUAUUCAAACAAUGGUUUGAGGAAAGGUGCCCUAAGGCAAUGGGACAUAAAAGUAUUCGCAUUUGGUAUGCAUUUAGUAGGAAUGUACCAAGUAGGAAAGCGUGGGCGUCUACACAAGAGAGAAAGGAAGCUGUUCGUUCCAAACUGAGUGAGGUUGGGGAGGGGAGAUUAAAUCCCCCUUCAUGCAAUUUCAAUUUUUAUGGAUCAGAACGUUAUUUUGGUAAAAAACAAUACCAAUACUAAAUAUUUUCUUAUUAAUUUUUUUUAAGGAAUAAGCGGUGGUUAUAAAGAAUAUAUAUAUAUAUUUAUACAUAUUUGUAUUGAAAUCCAGCCUUCUAAUAUGGGAAGACAAGUAAUUUCGCCGACAGCCUCCCCCCUUUUUUUCCCCACACACAUUCGAUCUAUAUAUGCCAACGAAUUUUAAGAUUUGAAAGCAAAAUAACAAUUACAGACUUGAUUACAUUAUUUUGUUACAUAAUCCCAUGAUUUAAAUUAUUUUUUGAUUAUUAUUACUUAUGAUUUGGUAAUUUAAUUUGUUGUAAAAUCUUAAAUAGUUUGUAAUCAGUAUUAGUAUUGAAUAGUCAACAAUGUUCUAGCAAUUUUGUAAAUGUCAAUUUGUGUAUUACCGGAACUACCUAAUUAAAGAAGCAAUAAGAUGACUGGCUCGACAACGCCGGCCACGGUACAAACUUUACAAAGUCCAAGGCUUACCUGGGUUUGCCUCCGCCACUCAGGUGGGGAUGGGCGCUCUUGUAGGAAUGUACACAGUUCGAAUGUAACCAGUAGGAAUGCAACAAUUUGAAAUUCACCCAGUAAAAAUGUAUUUAUUACAAAAUACAAUUUUAUAAUAGAAUAUUUUUUUUAAUAUUAGAAAGCAUAUAAUAUUUAUAGGGAAAGUUUCACAUCUUGUAUAAGUAAGAAAGCGUAUAUCAAACUACUGCAUUUAUUACUAAUUUAAAAAUGUGAGAAAGACUGAAUGUUUCAUCAAUUAUUUUAACACAAUUCUCACCUCAUUUUGGUUUCGUUACACAUUUCCAUCUCUCAUUGAAGCCUCUUUUAUCUGAACUGUUUGUUGAUAUUAGAUAAUGUGGAAAUUUUUUGGGGGGAAUUCGGCGGUAAGUGAAUCAAUUGAUCAAACAAUGCGAACGCUCUGCCUUUUGGGUUACCGUAGGAGCUACUCUUUGGGUAGUGACCAGGAACCUUUAUUAGCGCCCGAUGGAGAUAGGUCACUAGUUUUGACCAGGACAUCAGCGCAGUGGUCCCUGCUUGCACAAGCCAGGUGUUGCCACAGCACUAAGGUUUAUAGAUGCGGGCGGGGUGGUUGGCGUAUUCCACCAAGGUCAUGGUCGCUUCUUGUGUUUGGUGUUGUUUGGUUGAGAAGGAAUUUUGUUGUGUACUUUAUUGAAAGUUGAAGUAAGAGAUGUCGUAUAGAAGAGUCAGGUCUGUGGUAGAGCCGUGGAAGGACGUGAAAAUGAGAACAAGCAGUUAUUGUAACAAAAGAAACUCUCUCAAGAGUCUUUAACGGAUGUGUGCAAAUAAAGACAAUUAGUUGUCAGACUUGUAUUAUUGUUUAGCAAAGAGUGAGCAGUAAUUGAGUGAGCAGUGACUGAGUGAGCAUUGACUGAGUGAGAUGUGAUAGAGGCAGGCGAUAGUUUGUACAGUAUGAAAGCAAAGAGUGAGAAGUGACACAGUGAGCAGUGACUCAGUGAGCAGUGACCGUGUGAGCAAUGACCGAGUGAGCAGUGACUCAGUGAGCAGUGACUCAGUGAGCAGUGACCAUGUGAGUAGUAACUGAGAGACUUGAGUGAGACCAAAGGGUGUACAGUAUGAAAGCAAGGUCAGGUUUUCUUCUACAAUAUUAGUUAUUGCGCGUAUCAACCCACUUUUGCUACAUUUAUUGUAUUUUUUUAUAAAGAUGUAUGCAUUUUUAAUUAAGAUUAUAAUUAGAAAAACGUAAAAGUCCAAUAACUGCCGUAUAUUUUGUUUGAACAAAUGUAUAGUUUAUUUAUCGAUAUAACUCGAUUCAUAAAACUUUUAAGUUUUUAACAUUCAAAAAAUAUCUUUAAUGGUUUUCAUUAAA
Messenger RNA from Lymnaea stagnalis (great pond snail), 15834 nucleotides. The record is from the annotation of a GenBank genome assembly. NCBI's taxonomy places the organism in Eukaryota, Metazoa, Mollusca, Gastropoda, Lymnaeidae.